AUGGCAGGGAGAAAGCAAAUUUCAUUUCAAGAUAAACUCAACGUCAUCAGCGAUGUUGAUGAUGUAAUGAAGCAGGUUGAUGCAGCUAAGAAAUAUGGAUUAUCUCAAUCUACAGUUGCAACGUUCCUCAAGAAGAGGAAACAUAUUGAAGAUGCUGUGAGAUCAAAUUUAGUUAAUCCCAAGCAAAAACGAUUAAAAGUCGCGACUAAUGAAAACAUUGAUGCUGCCAUCCUGAAGUGGUUUCAAGACAUGAGGGCAACAAAUAUCCCAAUAAAUGGACCCUUAUUAUGUGCACAAGCACGGAAAUAUGCAGCAAUGCUAGGGAACGAAACUUUUAAAGCUAGCAAUGGAAAUAGUUUUGAAUCUCCAAACAUCUGUGUCCCAACUCGAGGAAAAACGGGCAAAAAAUAUGGUGUGAACGUGGAGGAUUAUUUGACAGCGGAUGACGAUCUUACUGUUUUCGCAGGAGUUACUGAUGAAGAAAUUCUCUCUGAAAUUACUGGUGAGAUGGAACAUAGUGGAGAAGAAGACGAUGAGGAGGAAGAAGAAGAUGAUGAUGAUAAUACGAGUCCAUCACAAUCCUUAUUGUCGACCCAGGAAGCACUUCAAUCAGUCAAAUCUCUGCGGACAUUUUUUUCAAGUCUUCCAUCCACAAACGAGGAUCAUUUUCGUGCUUUGGACUCAAUGCUUAGUGGUGGUGCUGCAUAA
Messenger RNA from Uloborus diversus, 708 nucleotides. RefSeq names its product tigger transposable element-derived protein 6-like. The transcript is spliced from 3 exons. NCBI's taxonomy places the organism in Eukaryota, Metazoa, Arthropoda, Arachnida, Araneae, Uloboridae. The record is from RefSeq and is a predicted model, not a curated record. Bases 1 to 708 code for a protein of 235 amino acids. Gene Ontology annotation, cellular component: nucleus. Gene Ontology annotation, molecular function: DNA binding.